This is a messenger RNA of Microplitis demolitor, 2291 nucleotides long. RefSeq names its product thyrotropin-releasing hormone-degrading ectoenzyme-like. The record is from RefSeq and is a predicted model, not a curated record. Gene Ontology annotation, biological process: peptide catabolic process; proteolysis. Gene Ontology annotation, cellular component: cytoplasm. The coding region runs from base 1 to 2268 and encodes 755 amino acids. Lineage: Eukaryota; Metazoa; Arthropoda; Insecta; Hymenoptera; Braconidae. The transcript has 10 exons. Gene Ontology annotation, molecular function: peptide binding; metalloaminopeptidase activity; zinc ion binding.
AUGGAGAAUUUACUUCCAGUAGGCAAUUAUAGUUUAAAAUUACGGUGGAAUUAUUAUAAUUAUUCACAAGAAACUGGAUUGUUCCGAGUUAUGAAUUACAAUAAAUCAUCUACUCCCACAUACAUUGUUAUGGGUACUAAGAAUCUGCGAUUAAUCAAGGCCCGUAAUUUAUUCCCGUGUUGGGAUGAGCCUAUUUACAAAGCUGAAUUUGAAAUUUCACUUAAACAUCCCAAAAAUUUAACUGCACUAUCAAAUAUGCCGGUUAAAAAUAAUUAUGUCACCGAGGACAAAAACAUUGUCACUUGUUUCAAUAAAACCCCCCGAUUAUCACCGCAUUCAAUUGGCGUUGCAAUUACAAAUUACCCUGUAACGCAUUCAGUAAUUAUGACAGGAAAAGAAGAUGGAUGCAUAAAUAAUUUGGGUCUUAUAUUCUACAAGAACAAAUUACACGGAAUAUCUUCGAAACCAUUAUCUCCGCUUGUUCUCUAUCAAAACAAAGAGUUUCAGGACCUGAAAGUUACUACGGCAUUGACUCUUCAAUGGUUUACAGAAAUAGUUACUCCUAUUGAUUUCAAUUAUUUAUGGUUAUUUUUGGCUAUUGGUCAUAAUACUGCUGCUAAAAUAAAUGAUCAGAUGUAUCAAAAAUUACGCAGAAUGGAAAUGCAAGUUAUGGAAAUUUUCGACUAUCAUUUUGAUCUAGAGUUUAAAUCAUUACCUCCAAUGUCAGAGAUAUCUGCUGGUGACCAAUCAUACAUAAGUCAAAAUUCAAAAAAAUAUUUAUACAUAAAAGGAAUUACAUUAAUGCUAAUGCUAGAACACACUGUUACUACUUCAGAGGUUUAUCAAACUGGAUUACAAAAUUAUCUUAAAAAUAAUUUAUUUAAAACAGCUACUUUGGAUGAUUUGUGGAACAGCUUACAACAUGCUUAUAAUAAUAGGUUCAAAAACAGUCCAAGAAAUAUAAAAAACAUAAUUGAUUGUUGGGUACAACAGCCGGGUUAUCCUAUUAUCAAUAUUACAAGAAACUAUGACACAGGUUUCCUAAGAAUUACUCAAAAAAAUGUUUUAAAGAACUUUGACAAUUCUACUUGGAUUAUUCCAUUAAAUUAUGCUAUAAAAUCAAAUCCUAAGUUGCCAUUACAAGAUUCUUUAUUUUGGAUAACCGAUAAAGAAACGACUGUAUUUUUGACGGAACUUAAAUCCGAUGACUGGAUCAUUUUUAAUGUUCAACAAUUUGGCCACUAUAGAGUAAAUUACGACAGCGAAAAUUGGAAACGUAUAAUCGAUUAUCUCAACUCAGAUAACUAUGAUAAAAUAAAUCCAAUAAAUCGCGGAGUUGUUAUCAGUGAGAUUGAAGAGAUUUAUAACAAUAAUAAUGAUUUAGAAAAACUAAUCAACUUACUAUGGUACCUCAGACGAGAACGGGAUAUUAUACCUUUGAUGAAAGCUGUCGGACCUUUGAAUACUGUUUCAAAAAUAAUGACGAUUGACAGAAAAAUAAUCAACAGUUAUAUAAACAACAUUUUGAGUCCGAUAAUCAGUUACCUUAAUAAUGAAUACGAGAAUAAUGAAUAUUUUUACUACACGGCGUAUUUAAGAUUACAGUUUUUACGAUUAUACUGUCCGAUUAAUUACGAAAAAUGUAAAUCACUAGCUAACAGAAUUUAUAAUGAACUAAUUAGUAAUUCGACAGAAAAACGACAUCUAGAUGAAUAUUUUUAUUCUUGGUCGCUGUGUAUUGCAAUCAGAGAUUUCAAUGAAAAACAAGUUGAUUAUUUUUUUUCUUCAGAGUUUCCAUUAUUACGACGUAACCCCUCAGAUAAAUUUAUGUACUUACACUGUAUAAAAAAUUAUACAAUUAUCAAAAAUCAUUUUGCCAGGGCUCUAUCAACUUACGCAAUAAUUUUUCCAAAAAAAAUUAUAGAAUUUGUUGAUACUUUUAUUUUUGAUAAUAAAUUUACAGGCGACAUUGAAUUUCUAUUGGAUUAUUUUAUUAAUAACUACACGGAUCUUGAGGGGAGAUUUUCAAGCGAAGACAGCAGAGAAAUAAUUCCGUCCCUAAUUUUACGAUUAAAUACAUUAAUCGCAGGGAUAAAACAGUGGGAAAAAUUGAAAGCGUUCAUUGAAUCACGAGCAUCAGAACUUAAUGAUCGAUACCCAGUUUUUAAAAACAAUAUUAUCCAAGAAUUAAUGUUGCACCAAUCACUAUAUCUUCAGAAUAAUAUUAAAUAUAGUGGUAUUAUAAUGAAAACAAUGUCGAAAGAAUAACGAAAACAUACAUUAAUGAUGAA